Molecule: messenger RNA, 4128 nt
Organism: Penicillium soppii
Lineage: Eukaryota; Fungi; Ascomycota; Eurotiomycetes; Eurotiales; Aspergillaceae
Gene: ssdA
Product: mRNA-binding translational repressor SSD1
Exons: 4
Coding region: 1-4128 (1375 amino acids)
Biological process (GO): mRNA catabolic process
Cellular component (GO): P-body; exosome (RNase complex)
Molecular function (GO): RNA binding; 3'-5'-RNA exonuclease activity
Source: RefSeq, a predicted model, not a curated record
AUGGAUCAACAGAGUCAGUCCGGGCCUCAAGGCCCCGGUGGGCGCAAGUUCCAUAUUGCUCAUCGGAGAAGUCCAUCUGAGCUUACCCCGCUGAUGAUGGAACAACUGGCCAUUCAACAACAAAUUGAGUUGCUCCAGCAGCAACAGCAACAAAUUGCUGCGACACAUCAACAAUAUGUCAAUAUGGGACUUUUGCAGCCCCAACAAUUGGGCCAAGUGCCAUCGUUCCAACCCGGUGCCUCCAUGGGUGGUGUUUCCCCACAGCAAGUUAAUGCAUUCCAAUUCCCACAGGGUGGACAGCAACAGCAGCUUGGAGUACAAAUGAACGCAUCCAACCAACAUUCGCACCGUCGAAACCAGUCUGCUCUGCCAGGUCUCCCCAUGGGCCCUCCCCCUGCCCCCUCCUCGGGCGCGUCGGGAUAUGCUGAAUACAACCAGCAGGGUCAAAACAACAACCACAAGAAUGAGAAUGCCGGCCACGGUGGUCGUGGCCGUGGAGGCCCUCCCGGCGGUGGUCACCAGCGCCGCCACUCGCUUGCUCUUCCAGAGGCUAAGAAAGCGGCCGAGCUUGCCCAGCAGAAGAGAACAGCUUCGGGAUUCCAGUUCCCAGCUCCCGCCCCCGGUGCAAGUGGUUCUGACAACCAAUCUUCUUCGGAUGAUAAGCCUGCAUCCAGCACCUCUCCGGCACCCCAAGGACUCGGUUUCCAGAGGGCCGGCAACAUUCGAGCUGGUGGGGGCCAUGGCCGCAGUCAAUCGAUGGCGAUUGGCGGUAACACCCGAGGCUCCAUCUCUGGUCGCGGUGCUGGUGGUUUCCAAUUCCCCCAGGCCAGUGAAGCUCCAGCUGCUCAGCCUGAUAACCAGCGACGAGCCAGUCAGCCCGGUCAUGCUCGGUCGUCCUCGCGAAACUUCGAGGGCAACUGGCGCCAGCCUAACAAUCAAAAUCAGGGCCAAGAUCAGCAGAGACCUGGUCAGCAACAGGGUGGCUUCCAGCCCGGCCACCGCUCGCGCGGCUCUAUGAACCAGUCUAUGGGCUCUAUCGGUUCAUUUUCCUACGGCGGUCAGCCCCAAAUUGGCCAGCCUCAACUUAUCCAACUUCCACAGGGUCAGGUCAUGAUGGCACCUCAGAUGUUCGGCAACCAGCAACUGAACCCACUCCAGAUGGCCCAGCUCCAGGCACUCCAACAGCAGCAGAAUGGACAGGGGAUGGGUGGUCUUGGGGCUAGCCAACACGCUCCCCCGCAGAUGUCUGUUCAGCAACAACAGCAGCAGCAACAACAGCGGAAGACCCUUUUCACUCCUUACCUACCCCAGGCAAACCUCCCUGCACUUCUCAGCAAUGGACAGUUGGUUGCCGGUGUCUUGCGUGUUAACAAGAAGAACCGUUCCGACGCUUAUGUGACUACUGACGAUCUGGAUGCUGACAUCUUCAUCUGUGGAAGCAAAGAUCGCAACCGCGCCCUUGAGGGUGACUUUGUCGCCAUCGAGCUUCUCGAUGUUGACGAGGUGUGGUCUCAGAAGAAAGAAAAGGAGGAAAAGAAAAAGCGCAAGGAUAUCACCGAUGCCCGCUCCAACAGCAACGCUGGGAACGACAAGCUUGGUCGCUCCGAUUCCACUGGUGAUAGACAGGAGGUCGGUCCGGAUGGAAGCAUCCGCCGCCGCGGUAGUCUGCGCCAGCGUCCUACCCAGAAGAAAAACGAUGAUGUCGAGGUCGAGGGCCAAAGUCUUCUUCUGUGUGAGGAGGACGAGAUCAGUGACGAGCAGAAGCCUCUGUACGCUGGUCACGUUGUUGCCGUCAUUGAGCGUGUUGCUGGUCAGAUGUUCUCAGGCACUCUGGGUCUCUUGCGUCCUAGCAGUCAGGCUACGAAGGAGAAGCAGGAGGCCGAGCGGCAAGCCAGAGACGGCGCCCACGGCCGUUCUCACCAUGACCGUCAUCAGGACAAGCCGAAGAUUGUUUGGUUCAAGCCUACUGACAAGCGUGUCCCUCUGAUUGCCAUUCCUACUGAGCAGGCGCCUCGUGACUUUGUUGAGAAGCAUCAGGACUACGCCAACCGAAUCUUCGUUGCUUCCAUUAAGAGAUGGCCCAUCACAUCUCUGCACCCCUUCGGUACACUGGUCGAGCAGCUUGGUGAGAUGGGUGAUUUGCGGGUUGAGACAGAUGCCCUUCUCCGUGACAACAACUUCGGCUCGGAUGACUUCUCAGAUGCUGUGCUGAAGAGCAUUGGCUGGGAGGACUGGACUGUCUCCAGUGAGGGUGAUGCUCUUGCUUCUCGACGUGACUUCCGUGAAGAGACCAUCUUCACGGUUGACCCCGCCGACAGCAAGGCACUCGAGGAUGCGUUCCAUGUCAAAAAGCUUGCUGAUGGCAUGGUCGAAAUUGGUGUUCACGUUGCUGACAUUGCCCACUUCGUUAAGGGCAACUCCCUGGUAGAUCGUGAAGCCAAGAAGCGUGGUACCGCUGUCUAUCUAGUCGAUCGUAUCAUGAACAUGCUGCCUACUCGUGUUUCUACUGAGCUUUGUUCCCUUGUUCCCGGAGAGGACCGUCUCACCGUCAGCAUCGUUUUCAAGGCUAAUCCUACCACCGGUGUUGUGGAUGAGGAUGUCUGGAUUGGCAAGGGUAUCAUCAAGAGCGCCGGUCGUCUUGACUAUGAACAGGUCAAUGCACUUGUUCAGGGCAAGUCUGAUGCCAGCACUGGUAGCAUCUCUCCCGAUAACAUCCACUUGCUACACAACGUCGCUGGCAAAUUCCGUGAAGCCCGAUUCGGUAACCGGGUCUCUAACGUCCCUGUUCAGCGUCUGUUGCAGCAGCUUGAUGACGAGAACGUGCCAGUCGAGUACAACAUCUUCGAAUCGACACCCGCACACGAGCUCGUUGAGGAGCUCAGCCACCAGGCCAACUUCUUCGUCGCCCGCAAGCUCUUCAACGCCAUGCCCGACAAGGCAUUCCUCCGCCGCCAAUUCUCGCCCAACCCACGUCGCCUCACCUUGUUCGUGGAGCGAAUGAACCGCCUUGGUUUUGAGAUUGACGCCAGCAGCAGCGGCAGUCUUCAGAGCUCUCUGUGCAAAGUGCAGGAUGUAGACCUUCGCAAGGGUAUGGAAACCCUCAUCGCCAAGGCUAUGCAACGCGCCAAGUACUAUGUCAGCAACGGCACAUCUGAUGAAAUGCGCCAGCACUACAUGCUCAACGUACCAGUAUACACUCAUUUCACCAACCCCUCACGGCGCUACACUGAUCUCAUUGUGCACCGUCAACUCGAGGCUGUGCUGUCUGAUGGUGCUGUGGAGUUCACUGACGAUGUUGAAUCGCUCAACAAGACUGCCGAUCUUUGCAACAACAAGAAAGAUUCGGCUCUUAACGCCCAGGAACAGAGCGUGCACAUUGAGGCCUGCCGCAACAUGGACCGCAAGAGCCGCGAAAUCGGUGGUGAUCUUAUCAGCGAGGGUAUCGUGCUGUGUGUCUAUGAGUCUGCCUUUGAUGUUCUCAUUCCAGAGUACGGCUUUGAGAAGCGUGUGCACUGUGACCAGCUGCCCCUCAAGAAGGCUGAGUACCGCAAGGACUCUCGCGUGCUUGAGCUGUACUGGGAGAAGGGUGUUCCUUCUUCCGCAUACAUCCCCGAGGAUGAGCGUCCCAAGCCUGGCAACUCUCGUGCUGCUCAAGCUGCCGCCGCCGCUCGGGAAGCCGAGGCUGCCAGAGAGCGUGCCCGCGAGCGUGACGAGGCCAUGCGCAAGCAGACCGAGACCGGCACAAUGUCUGCCGACGAUGUCGACGCCCUCUUCGACGACGAUGACGACGUGGAUGAUGUCACUGAGAUGGCGGCCGGCGUGUCACUCAACUCCGCCGACCGUUCGACCCAGAGCAUGCCCCCAUCGCCCACCCGCAACGGCCACCAGCAGCAGGGACCUCACCGCACUCGUUCGGAUCCUAAGAUUGCCUCUACAGCUGGAGAUGCGCCUGAGAACAAGCUGACCAACAAGGAGAAGUACCUGAGCUUGUUCAAGCUGCGCGAAGUGGAUGGAGAUUUCAUCCAGGAUGUCACUGAGAUGACCCGUGUGCCCAUCAUUUUGAAGACUGAUCUGAGCAAGAGCCCUCCAUGCCUCACUGUUCGAUCCGUCAACCCCUACGCCCUGUAG